AUCUUUGGUAGUAUCUUUAUCAUGCAAACAAAAAUCUCUCUUGUGUAUUUCACCCAUUGGCUUUGUACUUAACCAAUUACUCUCUUUAACGCGUUGAAUUAAUACAUAAUUCAUGACGCAUUCUACACGAAACAAAAUUUAUUGGUCUGUUUGUCCAAUUUCAAGAAUAAAUUAUUAUAUAGCACAGCUUGUUUCAAGAGAAUUGAACUUGUAAUUCAUUGAUUAUCAUCUCACUUCCAUUACAACUGAUCUCUCUUCAGCACAACGGAGUGCCAUGGCGCCGAGAAGUCGUAGCUACCAAAUCUCGGCAACUCCUGUUACGAUUUUUGCUCAUUUAUUAGUCAUUGCAGUGGCAACACUUGUGCUUGUAUGGCUCCUGCACAACCAAGAAGGCUUUGCUUUUAAAUCUGAUAACAAAUUGAAGAUUUUCAAUUUGCAUCCAUUUUUCAUGAUAAUUGGAUUUAUAUUAAUUGGAGGUGAAGCUAUAAUGGCAUACAAGACAGUCCCUGCAACAAGAAGAGCUCAAAAGACAUUUCAUUUCUUGCUGCAUUUACUAGCUCUCCUGUGUGGAAUUUUGGGCAUUUAUGCAGUUUUCAAGUUUCACCAUGAAUCAGGAACUUCGGAUAUGUAUUCUUUACAUUCUUGGUUGGGCAUGGGCACCAUCUGCCUCUAUGGUUUACAGUGGCUUCUUGCUUUCGUCUCUUACGUCUUCCCAGGAGCGGAAAUGUCAAGAAGAGCUUCAUUCUUGCCAUGGCACAGUUUCUUCGGACUGGUGAUCUUCUUCUUGGCAAUAUGCAGUGCUGAGACUGGACUAGUUCAGAAAUUCCUUAUAUUAGGCCUAUUUCGCGGCCAGGAAGCACUUAUUGUUAACUUCAUAGGAAUAUUGCUCAUUCUAUUUGCAAUAAGUGUUGGACUUGGUGUUGUCCUUCCUCGAGUUUAUUAAUCAAAUUUAGCAAUUGGGAUGUAUUUUUUAAUUAAUGUUUGUGAUUUGUAUAAUCUAAGUAACUAAAUUAUUUAACUUUUUUUAU
Messenger RNA from Pistacia vera, 1028 nucleotides. Its product is annotated as probable ascorbate-specific transmembrane electron transporter 1. NCBI's taxonomy places the organism in Eukaryota, Viridiplantae, Streptophyta, Magnoliopsida, Sapindales, Anacardiaceae. Gene Ontology annotation, molecular function: oxidoreductase activity. The record is from RefSeq and is a predicted model, not a curated record. The coding region runs from base 275 to 943 and encodes 222 amino acids. The transcript is spliced from 4 exons.